Chelonia mydas (Green sea turtle) is the source of this 19466-nucleotide messenger RNA. RefSeq names its product intersectin 1 (gene ITSN1). The transcript has 41 exons. The record is from RefSeq and is a predicted model, not a curated record. Gene Ontology annotation, molecular function: protein binding; calcium ion binding; guanyl-nucleotide exchange factor activity. NCBI's taxonomy places the organism in Eukaryota, Metazoa, Chordata, Testudines, Cheloniidae. Gene Ontology annotation, cellular component: intracellular vesicle; cytoplasm; plasma membrane. Gene Ontology annotation, biological process: positive regulation of Rho protein signal transduction; endosomal transport; intracellular signal transduction. Bases 580 to 5715 code for a protein of 1711 amino acids.
GCCGAGGGGAGUAGGUCGGUUGCGCCGUAGUACGGUGGCUGUGAGAGCGAGGGUGACACACUCCCCCCCCCCCCCCCGAGAGGGUGGCUCAGGAGGAGGCAGCGGGAGGGGAUGGUGUGUAUCGCGGAGGCGGUGGCCGCUCCGGCUCCUCCGCCGCCCCCCGCCUUCGCCGUGGAUCUGACCAGGGCCCCCCGGCCCCCACAGAUAUGAGAAAACGGACUUCUCUUCAAGGUGGGAGAGGCAAUCCUUGCAGAAGGGAUGGAAGGACUUGACCUACUAGGGCCCCAUAAGACUGAUGGGUGAUCCCUGUGCUGUCCCUCGAUCUGUUCUUCCCUGUUGCCUUGCCAUCAACAGCAUCCCAGACUCCAGUGACAUGCUGUUUGAAUCCGUUUGGUUCCAGUGACAUAAAGAAAACACCUUGAACAGAGCAGCUGGGGAACUGCACAAGAAGUUGAAUGAAACAGUGCCAGCAAUAACAUCCUUAACACAUUAGUUAAAAAGAAACAUGCUGAUACUGACAGCCCAGAUAACAACUUUCUCAUGAAAGGCAUCUAUUAGCAAGCUAAAAGUGACUGAACCAUGGCUCAGUUUCCAUCACCUUUUGGGGGCAACCUGGAUAUCUGGGCCAUAACUGUGGAAGAGAGAGCUAAACAUGAUCAGCAGUUCCAUAGUCUGAAACCAACAUCUGGAUUUAUCACUGGUGAUCAAGCUAGAAACUUUUUUUUCCAAUCUGGGUUACCUCAACCGGUGUUAGCACAAAUAUGGGCACUGGCUGACAUGAACAACGAUGGGAGGAUGGACCAGAUGGAAUUUUCUAUUGCUAUGAAACUUAUCAAACUAAAACUACAAGGUUAUCAGCUCCCCUCUGUACUCCCUCCUGCCAUGAAGCAGCCUCCUAUUGCUAUUCCUGGUGCACCAGGGUUUGGUAUUGGGGGCAUUGUCAGCAUGCCAUCUCUUACAGCUGUAGCCCCAGUACCAAUGGCGUCCAUUCCAGUAGUAGGAAUGUCUCCACCUUUAGUAUCUUCUGUUCCUAAAGCAGCAGUGCCUCCCCUGGCUAAUGGAGCUCCUGCUGUUAUACAACCUCUGCCUGCUUUUGCUCAUCCUGCCACAUUGCCAAAGAGUUCUUCCUUUAGUAGAUCUGGACCUGGGUCACAGUUAAACGCAAAACUGCAAAAGGCACAAUCAUUUGAUGUGGCUAGUGUGCCUCCUGUAGCAGAAUGGGCUGUUCCUCAGUCAUCAAGACUGAAAUAUAGGCAGCUGUUCAAUAGCCAUGACAAAACUAUGAGUGGACACUUAACAGGUCCACAAGCAAGAACUAUCCUUAUGCAAUCAAGUUUACCACAGGCUCAGUUGGCUACAAUAUGGAAUCUUUCAGAUAUUGACCAAGAUGGAAAACUUACAGCAGAAGAGUUUAUUCUGGCUAUGCACUUAAUUGAUGUGGCCAUGUCUGGCCAACCAUUGCCACCUGUACUGCCUCCAGAAUAUAUUCCACCUUCAUUUAGAAGAGUACGCUCUGGCAGUGGCAUCUCUGUGAUCAGCUCAGUAUCUGUAGACCAAAGGUUGCCAGAAGAACCAGUGUUGGAAGAAGAACAGCAACAACUGGAAAAGAAAUUGCCAGUUACGUUUGAAGAUAAAAAACGUGAGAACUUUGAACGUGGCAAUCUGGAGCUCGAAAAGCGGAGGCAGGCCCUUCUGGAGCAGCAACGCAAAGAGCAAGAGCGUCUAGCACAACUGGAACGGGCGGAGCAGGAAAGGAAAGAACGUGAACGACAGGAGCAAGAACGUAAAAGACAACUGGAGCUAGAAAAGCAAUUAGAAAAACAACGCGAAUUGGAACGUCAGCGAGAAGAAGAAAGGCGGAAAGAAAUAGAAAGGCGUGAGGCUGCAAAAAGGGAACUUGAAAGGCAAAGACAACUUGAGUGGGAGCGUAAUCGUCGGCAAGAACUACUAAAUCAAAGAAACAAAGAACAAGAGGACAUAGUUGUGCUAAAGGCAAAGAAAAAGACUUUAGAAUUUGAGUUGGAAGCUCUAAAUGAUAAAAAACAUCAGCUGGAGGGAAAGCUUCAGGAUAUCAGGUGUCGAUUGUCUAUCCAAAGACAUGAAAUUGAGAGCACAAACAAAUCUAGAGAACUGAGAAUUGCAGAAAUUACACACUUGCAACAGCAAUUACAGGAGUCUCAGCAGAUGCUUGGAAGGUUGAUUCCAGAAAAACAGUUACUCAAUGACCAACUAAAACAAGUUCAGCAGAACAGUUUGCACAGAGAUUCUCUUCUUACUAUCAAAAGAGCCUUAGAAGCCAAGGAACUAGUACGCCAGCAGCUUCGAGACCAACUAGAUGAAGUAGAAAAAGAAACCAGAUCAAAACUUCAGGAGAUUGAUAUUUUCAAUAAUCAACUAAAGGAGCUGAGAGAGAUACAUAACAAGCAGCAGCUUCAGAAGCAAAAGAACUUAGAAGUUGAGAGGUUGAAACAGAAGGAGCAAGAGAGGAAGACAGUAGAACUGGAAAAGCAAAAAGAAACCCAAAGACGAAUCCAGGAAAGGGAUAAACAGUGGUUUGAUCGAGUGCAACAGGAGGAAGAGCGGCAAAAAAAACUUCAGGAAAAUGAAAAGCCAAAAAGGGAAGAAAUAAUCAAGAAGACAGACAGUGACGAUAAGGGCAAACAGGAAAUGCAAGAUAAACUGAAUAAACUUUUCCAUCAACAUCAGGAGCCAGCCAAGCCAGCCAUCCAGGCGCCCUGGUCAAGUGCAGAAAAAGCUCCACUAACUAUUUCUGCUCAGGAGGAUGUAAAAAUAGUAUAUUAUCGAGCGUUGUAUCCUUUUGAAGCCAGAAGCCAUGAUGAAAUCACUAUUCAGCCUGGUGACAUAGUCAUGGUGGAUGAAAGCCAGACUGGAGAACCUGGGUGGCUUGGAGGAGAACUGAAGGGAAAGACUGGAUGGUUCCCUGCAAACUAUGCAGAGAAAAUACCUGACAACGAAGUUCCAACCUCUGCAAAACCAGUAGUUGACACUACCGUUGCACCUAAAGUUUCUUUGCGUGAAACACCCCCAACUCCGGCAGCUCCAGCUUUGACAGAAUCUACUGCAACCACCAACAACUGGGCAGACUUCAGUUCAACGUGGCCGACCAGCACUAGUGAGAAACCAGAGACUGAUAAUUGGGAUGCUUGGGCAGCUCAACCUUCUCUGACUGUUCCAAGUGCAGGGCAGGUGAGGCAGAGAUCAGCCUUCACCCCAGCCACUGUUACCGGAUCAUCGCCUUCUCCUGUCUUGGGGCAGGGUGAAAAAGUAGAGGGCCUUCAAGCACAGGCCUUGUAUCCUUGGAGAGCCAAAAAAGACAACCACCUCAAUUUUAACAAAAAUGAUAUCAUCACAGUUCUGGAACAGCAAGACAUGUGGUGGUUUGGAGAGGUCCAAGGUCAAAAGGGAUGGUUUCCGAAAUCAUAUGUGAAACUCAUUUCAGGCCCCAUAAGAAAGUCGACAAGCAUGGAUUCUGGUUCUUCAGAAAGUCCUGCUAGUCUAAAGAGAGUAACAUCACCAGCAACUAAACCUGCUAUGUCAGGUGAAGAAUAUAUUGCCAUGUACACAUAUGAGAGUUCGGAACAAGGAGACUUAAUCUUUCAACAAGGAGAUAUGAUUCUUGUGACAAAAAAAGACGGUGACUGGUGGACAGGAACAUUGGGUGACAAAUCUGGAGUCUUUCCUUCUAAUUAUGUGAGACUGAAAGAUUCUGAGGUCCCUGGAACUGCUGGAAAAACGGGAAGUUUAGGGAAGAAACCUGAAAUUGCCCAAGUUAUUGCCUCUUACACAGCAACAGGACCUGAACAACUUACCCUUGCUCCUGGUCAACUGAUACUCAUCAGAAAGAAGAACCCAGGUGGCUGGUGGGAGGGAGAGCUCCAAGCACGAGGGAAAAAACGACAGAUAGGAUGGUUCCCUGCUAACUAUGUAAAACUUUUAAGUCCUGGUACCAGUAAAACUACGCCAACUGAGCCACCUAAAUCAACAGUAUUACCUUCCGUGUGCCAAGUAAUUGGCAUGUAUGACUACACUGCACAGAAUGAUGAUGAACUGGCAUUCAACAAAGGCCAGAUCAUAAACGUCCUGAACAAGGACGACCCAGAUUGGUGGAAAGGAGAAGUGAAUGGACAAGUGGGUCUCUUCCCAUCCAAUUAUGUGAAACUGACAACAGACAUGGACCCAAGCCAGCAAUGGUGUGCUGACUUACACCUCCUGGACAUGUUGACACCUACUGAAAGGAAAAGGCAGGGAUACAUCCACGAACUGAUCGUAACAGAAGAGAACUAUGUAAAUGACCUGCAGUUAGUCACAGAGAUCUUCCAGAAACCACUGAUGGAGUCUGAGCUGCUAACAGAAAAAGAGGUUGCUAUGAUUUUUGUUAAUUGGAAGGAGCUGAUUAUGUGCAAUAUCAAACUACUGAAAGCGCUGCGUGUUCGUAAAAAGAUGUCUGGGGAGAGGAUGCCAGUGAAAAUGAUUGGCGACAUACUGACAGCACAGCUGCCACACAUGCAACCUUACAUCCGGUUCUGCAGCUGCCAGCUCAAUGGGGCAGCACUAAUCCAGCAGAAAACAGAUGAAGUCCCAGAGUUCAAGGAGUUUGUUAAAAGGUUAGCAAUGGAUCCUCGCUGUAAAGGAAUGCCGCUGUCAAGUUUUCUGCUGAAGCCUAUGCAAAGGGUAACAAGAUACCCACUAAUAAUUAAAAAUAUAAUAGAAAACACUCCUGAAAAUCACCCUGACCACAGUCACUUGAAGCAUGCUCUGGAGAAAGCGGAAGAAUUGUGUUCCCAAGUAAAUGAAGGGGUGCGUGAGAAGGAAAAUUCAGACAGGCUGGAAUGGAUCCAGGCUCACGUUCAACGUGAAGGCCUGUCUGAGCAACUCGUCUUUAAUUCUGUUACAAACUGCUUGGGACCACGCAAGUUUCUGCACAGUGGGAAACUCUACAAAGCCAAGAGCAACAAGGAACUGUAUGGUUUUCUGUUCAAUGAUUUCCUCCUGCUAACUCAGAUCAUAAAGCCUCUUGGUUCCUCUGGUACAGACAAGGUCUUCAGCCCCAAAUCGAAUCUGCAGUAUAAAAUGUAUAAAACUCCCAUUUUUCUAAAUGAGGUACUAGUAAAAUUACCCACAGACCCUUCUGGAGAUGAGCCCAUCUUCCAUAUCUCCCACAUUGAUAGAGUCUACACACUUCGUGCGGAAAGCAUAAAUGAAAGGACUGCCUGGGUUCAGAAAAUUAAAGCUGCUUCUGAACUUUACAUAGAGACUGAGAAGAAGAAGAGGGAAAAGGCCUACUUAGUUCGCUCCCAAAGGGCAACAGGCAUUGGAAGGUUGAUGGUGAACAUUGUGGAAGGCAUUGAACUAAAACCCUGCAGGUCACAUGGAAAGAGUAACCCAUACUGUGAGGUGACAAUGGGCUCUCAGUGUCACAUCACCAAGACUAUGCAGGACACUCUCAACCCUAAAUGGAACUCUAACUGCCAAUUCUUUAUCAAAGAUCUGGAGCAGGAUGUACUCUGCAUAACCGUGUUUGAGAGGGAUCAGUUCUCCCCAGACGACUUUUUGGGCCGAACUGAAAUCCGUGUGGCAGACAUUAAGAAGGAUCAGGGCUCAAAGGGACCAGUUACAAAGUGUCUCCUCCUGCAUGAAGUCCCAACAGGAGAGAUUGUAGUCCGACUAGAUCUGCAAUUGUUUGAUGAACCUUAGAGGAAAAUGCACCAGUGUUUCACUUUAAUCUGAGUUCACUGCAAUAGGUGUCUGCAGAAGCUGUCUGUCUAGAAAUCCUUAUUCCUUUUAUAUGAAACUACUGCUUGUUCUUUAUGUGCAAGGGGGUUAUCAAAGCAAACAGGAAAAUCUAUGUGCCUUGAUAAUCCUUGCUGAAAAUUGAAUCCCAGUUUUGGGAGUAGAUCUCUGUCUCUGUGUGGAACUUCAUUAUAGUUUUCAGGGUUUCUGAAGUAACAUAGUCGUAACUUGUACUCCAAGCUGAAAGGUGAACAAACCAUGUAGGUUGUUGCACUUACUCCAGUUACUGUAAUGUUUAAUUUAAAUGAAGAGGGCACUGAUUGUAUGUUUGAAGGCUUUCUGUAAACUUCCCCAUAGGAAUUUUGUGCCUAUUGCCCCACAAAGUGGUGUAUAAACAUGACAUGAAUGAACACUUACCAGGUAAGAAGAUCUCUGAUUUUCUUUAGGAUUGUUAUGGUGGUAUUUGAAAUGUUGUUGUUUUUACGUAUAUAAAUAUAUAUAUAAACACAGAAGGUACCAUUAUUGCACUCUCAAAAUAAGGUUUAAAAGAAACUUAAACAGCGCACAGGCCUUGUGCUAGCGCUCUCCACAGCAGUGAAUUUCACCCUAACAGAGUACCAUCAUUUCCUGGAGGGUUGUAAAUGUUUAAACAAAUAAGUGAAGGAGAUAGAAUGUUGUACUGUACCACUUCUUUACUACUGCUGCUUAAUUGUGUGAAAGCUGAUGAAUGAUCAAGUCACCAGCUCUGACAAGAAAUCACUGCUCUAGCUCAGGAAGCUAAUUUCUACCCUGUAGAGUCUAGUUUGCAAAGCAAUCAGUGGUGACUGGUUAUGAAAUUGUACUGUGCCUAAACAUAUUUGACAUCUUGGUUUUGAAAUCAGGACAGUAGCGUACUGUAGCUCACAAAAGGCGUUCAUUGCAAACCAGGUUCAUUCCGAGUUUGUUGGCUAUAUUAGAUGUGACCAAAAAAAAAAAAAAAUCUUUGUUUGUGAUUGUGCAGAGUGACCCCAAAGUAAAAGGGGUCUUGUUGUCAUCUUGGGGGCAGGGCAGAGAUUGACACACACAACUCCCCACACAUAUAUAGGCCCUAAUUCAGCAAACCUUCCCUGUUCAGCAAAGAACCUAACUUUACAUAUGUGCUUAAGUCCCAUUUACUUUAAGCAUAUGCUCAAUUGCUUUUCUGAGUUGGGACCUCCAAGGACAAUAGAGCCCCAUAAGAGAGUAAAGUCCACCAUUGUUCUGCUUAGAGUCCUUCUGUUCAUUACCUAGGUAUCAUGCAUAAACUGGUAUUUUUGUAAUGACUUUAUUUCAGAAUGAGCUGUCAACCCCUUCAUUGGCAUGUUAAUGUUCUUGUGGAGCUUGUUGGUAGGUUUUGAUGUUCUUUGCAUGUCGUUUUGGUACUAGUUCCCACCUUUCCUGUAUAGACGGUGUUCUCUGGAGAGCACUACAAGUCUUCAUGAUUUCCAUUAGGAAAUUAGGAUAUCUUCAUAAUGGAUAGCUAGAUACAGUAUGGUAAUAAGUGUAAACUGUGCUGGGAAAUGUCUGUGUGUUAUAAUUUCCUUCAAGACCACUGUAAUGUUUCAAGAAAUUGAAAAACAAAAUCCUGUAUGUUGGAAGGACAACGAAGUUUACAUUUCAUACUUUUAAAAAUCUCUUUAUUAUUUAUUUAUUGACGAUAAUGUAGAAUUUUGUAUCAGAAAUGACAGACAUUCGUAUGUAUUUUUUGAACAAAACAGAGAUACACACUUUAGUUAGAAACUGUCAACUGACCAAGUUUUAGAGGAAGUUUAACUUCAAGGCAUGCAUUUGUUUACCACUAACUGGCUGAAAACACAAUUAAAAGAACUUUAAGUUUCUAUUUUUCAAUGUUGUUAAGAAAAAUGUUUCAAUUAAAAUCUGUAAAUAGAACUAAACCCAUGGUUUCCUAUUUCCAUAUCAGUACAUUUUAUUAAAUAUAAUGUAUAUGAAAAUACACAUUGUUGUGGUAGGAAAAAAAGUGAUAAAAUCUAUUAAUGGAGUAACAUUAAAUGUCAUUGUUCUAACCUUUUUACUGCUGUCCUAAUUUUACUCACCAGCUGUAAGUAAGUUCAAUGUUCUAAUUCAUGGUUUACAAAGUAGUUACACUUGCAAGGUCACUUUUAAAGGGCUCUUAUCACCCAGCAUGAAUUCCUGUGACAAAAUUGGAACAUCUUGGGUUUAAAGAAAAAUCUAAGCUAUGAUUUUGAAAGGACCCUAAGGGAGGUACUCAAAUUCUGUUGAAAUUCAAUAGGAGUUGGACACUUAACUUCUAUAGGUUUCUAUGAAAAUGCCAGCCCUAAUCUCUAACAUGACCGAUCACAUCUUAUUUUGUAAUUGUAACAGGUCUGAGAGCUUGUCUGGCUAAUAUCACUUGUCUCAAACAAUAGCCUAACCUUGAGGCACAGGGAUGUGUGCAUCUAAUCCAUAUUAAUGCAAAUUGGAGACAUAUAAAGAUGAUGAUGGGGUGAAGCAUGGGGGUUCACCAACACCUCUCUCCCUUAAUCACAUGGGCUACAAGAACCUAAUCCUAAAUCCCUGUGCAUCAAGGUUACCAAGUUCCUUUACUGUGCAUCGAGAUAUCCCUUUUCUUUUUCUCUCCCUGUCAUGCUCUGGGGUGCAGUUCAGACCAGUGAGAGAUAGUGUCACUGCUUAUAUUAUAACCCUGAGUUCCCCAAAAUGCUUCUGCUACUUUUGGCUCCCAGCCUGAGAGACACGCAUGCAGCCAGCAUGCACUUUGUGUGAUAUACAGCUGUGAUUCAGCCACUUUGAAUCCAACAGCCAGCCAGCAGUUAUCACAGCCACACUUUUGUCUUUCCCAGACUUGGUUAAGGUUAGCAGAUGACCCCAACAGACCUCCAGUCCCAAACUUCCCCAAAGCCAUGUGCUCUGAAAUGUUCAGCCCUCUCCUGCAACAUUCAGAGGAAUAAUAGAGUCCGCUUUUUCCUUUAAAGAGACAAUCCCAAACCACUUGCUACGUUAAUUGGAGUUAACGUUCACUUUAAUUCAAACACAGCAUUGCUUGUUUGGAUUAAUGGUGAAACAAGUUGAUAAACAAAAGAAGAGGAUUUUAAGUAAGUUCAAGUACAAGAAAUAAAGUUAGAAAUAGUUACAAGCAAAUAAAAGUGAAAACACAUCUAAAAGUCUAAAACAACCUGGCAAGGUACAGGCUUUGCUCAAGAUGGCUUCAGACACAGAGACACACAGGGAGACAGACACACUCACACAAAAUCUUUCUUCUUCCAGCCAUGGCUGACUCUCCCUCAGUCAGGACCUUACAACGAAGUAUAAAGUGCUGGCUUAAUUUGUCUUCCUAGUUGAAAAAUCUUUGCCUAAGCAGGUCUGUCACCUAUGUUUAGUCUCCAGAGACUUCAACCCACCACCCUGGAUUGCAAGAUGCAUCUUCCUCAGCUUGCAAGAGCUCUGUUCCCAUGUGUCGGUCUAGUGAUAGACGCCAAAAAUGGCUUCUGUCUUUACAUAUAUCUUCCAUUGUUUCAAGAGGCAGGAUGACCUCAGGUUGCUCUUCCCUUCCUGUGGGCUUCCCAUCCCCCUGUGUGUAAAUGUUUUGAUUGCACCAUCCUUAAUUUACAUUGGAAAUGGUAAAUAGCUGCCUUCUCUCCUGUCUUGGGGGGAACCUGUUUUUCCCUGUUUGGCCACAGACUUUAAAGCUUAAAUAUUAUAAGUAUCCAUAUUUCCUCAUAUAGUGUUAAUACAUACAUUUCACAAUAUUAAUCACCAGUGUUGUGUUAGCUUUCAGAAAAGAUCUCUGGAUACAUUUUUACAAUACAGUAAUAUUGGACACAGUCAGUUGAUUCAAUUGCUUAUCACUUAAGCCCCCCCACACCUGUCUUUAUAGACCAGUAAACCUUUGAAAUGGAUUCUUCCCAGACUUACCCCUCAAAGUAAAGUUUAUUCAAGUUGUGAGGAAGGCAACAUGGCAUUGGUGGUGAAGGAAGUUCCGUGUCCUUUCUUCCUCCACUUUUUAAGCUUAAUAGCUUUGUUUACCUAAUACAUAAAAAUGGACCUUCAUUGUCUUUGCCUGAAGACUGGGCUGGUCAGAGAAUCAAAUAUGCAUUCCUUUAUCUAAGGCAGACCUGUUUACCAACUCCCCCGACAUGCCUGGUUUAACCACACUUUAGUCAUAAUUCCAGCGUAUAUUUGUAACUCUUAAUACUCACUGUGUACAUAUAUUUACAAGAAUAUUAAUGAUCGGCAAGUUAUCAGUUUUCAAAUGAUACCCCACAAGGCAUAUUUUGUACAGAGAUUAUUAUAAUGGUGUGUUGGGUGUGAAUACAGGGGAGCUUAGUGCCACACUCCCAUUCACACUAAAUAGUCUGUAAUCCAGUGGUACUGUCAGCUUCUGAAACGGAAUUGUUUUAAGAGGGUUAACCAAAAGCCCUAAACAUCUAUAGAUAUUGAUCAGUAAUUAUCCAUUUUUCCCUAUUCAGGAAUUAGACAACCUUCCACAUUGUUUGUAAUGAUUCUAUGGCUGCACGGGACUUCACGCUUGUCUGCUAUUCUACAUGGCAUGACUGCACAGCUCUCCAGUCAUCAAGGAUUUUAUGCUCCCAAAGCACAAACCUCUGUCACUUAAGGUAAACGAGAGUCUCUGUUGGCUGGAGUACUAUUAGGGCUUGCCCUAGAGAACAAUAUAGUCACACAGACAUUUGAUUAAGACUGACAUUCUGUCUAGUAGGGGGAUAAGAGACACAUUGAUUGUAGCCAGUCCCUUACAUUGUAUGGAAAAUAAUUACUGUACAAAUAUUCCCUUAUUGUAUUUACAGAGUAGGCUGGCAGUACCAUGAUAUUUGAAUAUUGACCGGUAAUCUUAGAAGGGCAAUAUUGCAUCAUGCAGUGCCACCUUAGUCUGUGCUAUUUUCAACACUUAAUAUUUAUAUUUCAAUAGCACCCAGAGGUCCCAGUUGUGAUGAGGGCCCAUUGUGCCAGGCACUGUACAAACACAGGUGGACGUAAGCCCUUUAAGGCAGGGAUUCUAGUCUAAGGCCCCAAUCCUACAAUAUGAUAAAUGUGGGCAGACUGCUGCUGACUUCACUAGCACUCCUGAUGGGUGUCUGUGACCCCUGACGCAGGUCAGAUUCUAGGAUGGGGUCCUGCAAAGGUUUCUUUGAACUACGUGCUUUUGAUUUUGUAUUGCGCCUGAGGAAUUUUGCCUUUUUCGUUGAUGAGUCUUCAAAGAGACUUCAAACCUGUAGUGGAAUCAUGGCAUUCAAGCCUAUCGUGCAAAAUAGUUUACUCUAAGUUCACAGCACCAGCGGAGAGAUUUCAUGAAAGUAACACAGAGCCUCCUGUGCCCCACAGAUGCCUAUUCCAGUAACUCAAGAGGAAUUCAAACUGUUGUGCCUCUUCAUGCCGUGUUUGGUGCUCUCAGCUGCCCCUUCUCCUGCACCGAGUCUGGGGCUCUGCCCAGCCAUAUGCAUGAUGGCAAAGAUUCCACUCUGCAAGCUUCUGAAGUGCUCUGACAGUGAGCUGUUCUCUGUAUAAUGGACUUGUCCGCUCCCAAUAUCAGGGGGAGUCAUAUUCACGAGAGAUUUGCUUCUGCCCGCCCCAGUUACUGGAGUUGUGAUAAAUCUCUCACCCCUAGACAUGGGGAACAGGCAUGUCAGCCUGCCAGUUGAAGAUCUUGAAUCUUUAGCGCACUAGACAGAACUAUCCCCAUCCUUAGCGUUCUUUGCUCAGGCAUUGAAGCUCCUACUCCUUCACUGCCAUCCCCCAGGGACAGUGAGGUCUCUCCUACUGUCCUACCCACACCACAACAGGUGGAAAGUCUCACACUUCCUGUCCACUUCCCCUUGGUCACAACUUCCAGUUUCCUGCUUCUUAACAGCCAGAAACCCUACUUCCUACCUGGUCCCUCCAGAGACUCCUGGAGUUAUACACAUGGCAUUAUUCAGUGCCCUCAGGCUUAAACAGAAACAGACCCUCAGACAUUUAAAAAAAAAAAAAAAGAAAGAAAAACAAUUGGCAGCACUACGUCUUCCAAGGAGCUUAACCUCGGAGGCGCUCACCUAGCCAAAACCCAUUGACUUCAGUGGGAGUUGCAAGGGCUCAGUGCCUCUCAGAAUCAGACCCUAGAAAAACAGAGCUCAUGUGUCUGAGGCGUGUGGCAUGGCUCUGCAUCAUGCAAUUUCUAUAUAUCAGCACAAGCUCGCUGAUCUCUUGUCAAAUCAGCUAGCCUGGGGCAGGAUCAGUUCACUGACUCCUGCAUCCACUCACACCUGCAGGUACAGGUACUGCACGGGACUUCUGAAUGUGCAGAGACCCAAAUUACAGCAUGUUGGAAAAAACUGUAUUGUAAUUCAAGCCUGAGAGCAAAAUGGCAUUUUGUCUUGCUGAAGGGACCACAGGAAAAAAUGUUAGGAAACUCUGGAUAGGCCAAGUAAAAUAACACACCAUAGAAAUGAAGGUGCAAGGAGCUGUUUUCUUGUCCAGACACACAAGGUGUAUAUCACAGAAUGUAUGUUAAAUUUUACUAAUAUUUUACGCAAGAAAAAAAAUCUUCCAUAUCUAACCAAUACUUUAAUAGGUGCUUUUCUGUAGAAGUUAUCUGAUGAUUGGCUACAUGGCAACGAUACACUAUGCUUGCUGCAUGUUUUAACCAUUUAUAUGAUCAAGCUAGGUUACAUUUUGAGUUGAGUGUCACUGAGCCAUCAUAUAAACACCCACUCUAAAACCUUCUAGAGAUCUUAAAGAAGCCAAAGGACACCAGCUCUUUAAAACUGGCAUUUAACUUUCUUGAAGGUGGUAAAGUUGUUACAAUUUUGCAUUGGGUGAAAGAGCUUUUUGUCUGAUGAAAAUGCAAGCUGUUAAAAUAGGCAAUUAUACUUCUGAGUGAAAAAGGAAAAACGUGCAAGUUUUUAAAACCAUGAUCCCUUGAUAUGACGAAAGAAUGAUAUGAUGGCAGAACAUUAUAGCAGGCAAGGAAGGUCUGAUUCAUUGCUCUAUUACAUCAAGUUUAUAUUAACUUCUACACUGCAAUAAUGAAAUCAUGAAUCAGGUAUGGAGCGCUCAGCAUAACACACUUAAUUUACCUGCCAUUGCCUUAUAGAUGGGGUUUGCUAAGCUGCCCGAGGGAGUCUGGCAUGCAAAUUCCAUAGGAAGUCAAUGGAAUCUGGGCAUCUAUUUCCUUUAGGUUCCUUUGAAAAUCCCAGCACAUACAAAUACAACAAUGGCCAUCAUUUAAAAAAUGGAUCCUUAUUACUACCUAGUGGAGUACUGUGUGCGCGGUAUCUGCCAUUCUAAAUAUACAGGUCAAUACUGCAGUGAGGGCAAGCCUCCCUUUAUUUAACAGAGCCCACAUUACCUUCCGCUAGACAAACAAGCUCAGUGAUCAGUCAGAAUCACCACCUCCGAAUGGAGUCAUUUAUUUCACAGAAAAACUUCAGGACGAGUGAAAUUGCAGUCUGUAUGUGGCAGAGUCUUGAAACAAGUUGGGACUUUCAUUCUCCUCCACUAUCCCCCAGUUCACUAGUGGGUAAAAUAUACCACUGUGCAGAGGGUCAGCACAAUGUAUAGUCCUUUUUAGCCCUCACAAUAAUGCUCUUGUGGGACUGAAGCAGUGUGUAGGCCUUGUCCUGCCCCUUGUUUGCUGACUCUGUUUUAUUGGUGAAAUAUAUUUGCUUAGAAAUAACAUGUAGUAGCAGUUUCUUGGUUGGUGGUGUAAGGCUUUUUUAUUGAUCUUUUCUAAAAAUAAUACUGUGACAUUUCAGCACAUUCACUGCCUUCGCUGAACAAAUGAUCUUGCUUUGUGUAUAGCCGUUAAAAAACCAUACGGAGAGCGCCCACAAGAGGCAAAACCGUGUGUUUGUAGUUUGGCUUUGUACUGUAAUACAGAAUCGCAACGUAAUGUAGUCAUAAAGGGAAGUCUCCUUCACUCCUGUCCGCUCUUCACAUAUAGUCAGUGCAUUCAUCCUAACAAGGGGAGAGCUGGGUGUCUCCCAACACUUCCUCAGGAUGAAGCCUGAUAACACUAGUGAGUUACAGGAAGUAACCAGACCCACGUCUUGAAAAAGAUUAAAAUUGCUUAGUGAUGGUGAUGUAUUGUCAAAGGCAGAACGUCCUAACUAGUGUAAUUUCAGAGAGCAAAUCUUUCAAACUGGAUUCUUCUAGCACUUCAGUAUAAAAUCUCAAACCCAGGACACUGUAGGAAAUCUUCACUAUUAGCAAAGUUGGCGCCCACCCCCAUAAUAAUAAUAAACCACUGGUAAAGCUUGCACCUGUAAAUUGUUCCCAGCGGGCAGACUCCUGCAUCCACUGAGCCACACUGAAUUCAGUGGAGCUCCUUGAAGGAUCAGGGUCUUCAGGUGUUACUAAGGGCCCUCAGAGUAAUCUUUCUGGGAACCCUGAGGCCUGGACUUGCAUGUCUCCUGUGCUAAGAGGAGACACCCUAGUAUUUAAAGCACUCUCCCAUAAUUCCUUGGACAUAAAAUACUGCACUAGGGCUCUUGGCUUUCCGGGUGUGAGCCAGACAGUCCUAAGGAGCACCCAAGAGUCACAUAAAUAUCCUUUUGGGCCCAUGCCAUUGCUACAGGAAGAAUUGGAUCCAUGAUCUUUCCACGAGCAUCAAUGUGCCAAAUAUCCGUUUCUCACAGGACUGACUUCCUCAGCCUGUUUGAGUGCAAUGUCAGUAAAAGCAUUCGCCUAUUUAUACCAGUACCAGCAGGGAGGACAAUCGUUCCCUUAAAUGAGGGCCCGAUUCAUCUCCCAUUAAAGUCAAUGGCAAAACUCUUACUGAUUGCAGUGACAAUUGGGUUAGGCCCUUAGUGCAGCUUUGGGUACAAAUACAGUCCACUCACAUGGGGCUUGAGGUGCAUUCUUCAAAGCACAAUGGGGAGUUUGCCUGAGCCACUCCCUUCCCUCUUGUAUUUUGUUGGAUGUAGGUGGAGGUCAUUGAGCCCAGGGGACGUUUAGCUCUCUGCCUGGGUUCCAGCAGGAUGCUUAGGGUACGGCUACACUGUAAACAAACAAAACCCAAACCCAUGGCAGAGAAUCUCCAAGCCUGGGUCAACUAACUCAAGCUCACAGAGCGUGUGCUACAGGGCUAAGAAGAGUAGGAUAAGCAUUUCGGCUCAGGCUGGAGUCUGGGCUCCGAGACUCUCCCCCCCACUCUGGGCUUCAGAGGCUGGGCUACAGCUUGAGCCCAAUGGUCUUCACUGCGAUUUUUAGCCCCAUAGUGCAAGCCUGAGUCAGCUGACCCUGGCUCUGAGACUUGCUGCUGUGGGCCUUUCUUUGCAGUGUAAACAGAAGCGUACUCCAAGGUGCUAGAUGAUGGAUGGCUAACUCCUAGGCCAGGGGUAGUCCAUUAUUUUUUGUCAAGUUCCACAUGCCAGAAAAACAUUUUUCACACCACAAUAACAAUGAUAAUAAGUAAAAAACAAAAAGAUGUUGGGGUCCAUUCAAAAGCAUCUAAUGAUCUGGAUUUGGUCUGCCUAUUGACUAUCCAUCCUAGGCUGUCUUCGCUGCAGGCUCCAAAAUAGACUCAUUCCCGAUGUGGGAAUGUUUAGCAUCUGGCUAAGCCUUUGCCUAUAUUUCUCCACAACAGUCCAGUGUUCUUUCUUCCUGUGUAGAGUGCUUGGAUAUUCUAAGUCUCUUGUCGCUUAAACACAUGCAUUUGGAAAGUGGUCAGUCUCCCAACUCUAUUUAAUCUACACAGAGGCACUAUUCAAACCACCAGUGAUCUCUGUAUAUAUUGCUACCAUAGGGGCUACUUUCUAGGCUACUUAAUGGAAGCUCAUCUGUCAGCCCUGCCAUCUACAAUGACAGCUCUAUGGCCCUGGUUCAGCAAAGCACUUUAGCAUGUGCUUGGAUGAAUAAGGAUGGGAUUACUCCUGUAGUUAAAGUUAAGCAGCUGCUUAAGUGCUUUGCUGAACAGAGACAGACUUAUCAUGUGCUAGAGUGCUUUGCUGGUUUGGGGCCUCAUUUAUACAGUCCGUUCAAGUUAUCUGACUCCCAGAGGGAAGGAAGGUUACAAUAUAUAGCCCUGCAUGGAACAGAACAUCAGGCUUCUGCUGAGUUGGAAUCAAAGCAUUUCAUAUUCUUGCAGUUUUGAUCGCAGCUUUCUCCCUUUUUACAAGCUGAUAUUCAUUGGGUUUGUAACCACUGACCGCUAGAGAAUUUUCUUUACGGUGUUUAUCAUGAUUGAAAUCUUGAUCUACAGCAACACACUUAAAAAUAAUGAAAUAGAUAAUUUUAUAAGCUGAUUCAGGAGCCAAAAGCCCUUUCUAUUUACCAAGUGUAAUGACGGUGCAAAGCCAGACUGUUUGCUCCAAAAGGUGGCAUAGUGUUUGGGACCUGACUCAGGCACCUUGAAUGAGACAGCAAGUUAUUGUACUGAUAAACUCUACAAAACUUUUGCUAGACAUACCUAAUUAUAUAUUUUCUCCACGAGUUUUUAUGAGGGAAUGUUUUUUAAUGUUCAUUUUACAAUGUUUACCUUGAAAAGCCCAUCUUUUGUUACACGCGAGUAGCAUUGGGCGGGGGGCGGGGGGGGAAUAAUCAUUAUGGCUAAUACAACUUUUGUAAUGUCAUCAAAAUUGAGAGGUAACAAAUAUGGACUUUUCCAGCAUCACUAGAGUCUAAACUCAUAUUGCAGUGCAUGCCACUGUGGAAUUUCAAUCAGUGCUAAUCUAUCACUUAUUGGGGGGAGAGGGAUAGCUCAGUGGUUUGAGCAUUUGAGCAGGAUUGUGAGUUCAAUCCUUGAAGGGGCCAUUUAGGGAUCAGGGCAAAAACUGGGGAUUGGUCCUGCUUUGAGCAGGGGGUUGGACUAGAUGACCUCCUGAGGUCCCUUCCAACCCUGAUAGUCUAUGAUUCUAUGAUACCAGUCAAAACCUUUGAAACACAGAAAAGUUGGUAAUCGGGUCGAAUUGCCUUAGCUUUGAGAGGGUUUGCCCUGUACAGUAUAUGCAUUCCACAUGAAACUUGGCAUUGUGUUCACGUGCGUAGGCACGCAAACCUAUUUCAAUGUAUAUAUAAAUACAUACAAAUAUAUAUGUGACUAUGUGUGUAUACAAUAUAAAAACAUGGCUAUGUUGUCAAAUAUUACAUAACAGAAAAAGGACUAGACAAUUUUUUGUUUUAAAUAUUUUAAAGUGUGAACUGUGUUUGAGAUUAUUUUUCUGUGUAUAUAAAGAUAUUUUUAGGACCUAACUUAAGUGCAUAAAAAGGUGUAGUAGAAAUAUGUUAAACUAGCAUAGUUGUUUGACACAGUAAUUAGAAGAGGUUCUGCUGAGCUUGCAGCUUAAUUCCUUGCACUUUUUUAAAGCUGUAAAAUACGUAGUUAGCAAUAAAUUCUAGGACCUCAAAACAUCAAGCAAGUAAAAGGGAAUUGUUACGUGACCAGCGAUCUGAUGGCACUAACAGCCAGCAGUUCUUGAAGGUUGUAAUGGGCACAGAUGAGAAUGGUAGCAUCAUAUGCAAGAGAAGAAAUAUGGUCAGAGCCUAAGAAAAUAGAUUGGAAACUAAAGAGUAGUUUUCCCCAGAGAUUUGUGGUCAGUCUGCACUACAAAAGCUAAAGGAUUUGAGUUGCAGCCUUAGCUCCGCUAAAGUCUGAUCUUUCACCAUUUAUUAAUCAAAAAUUGUCCAGGGAAGCUCUUCUUUCGUCGGUGUCACAGAUCCAGCAUGACUGGGGUAGAAAGCACUAUUACCACCCACUUUUUCUGUAGCAUUUUGACCACGGGCUUGUUGCAAACUUCCCAAGUAAUGACUAGCCACUGCAGCUGGGCUUUUUAAUCUGCUGUUCAUUUGCUUUCACUUCAGUCAUUUUAGUGCUGGUGAAAGAUGUUUAAUCACAGUAUUUUAACCCUUUCUAAGCUGCUACUUUGGGCUUUUCUAUCUGACGCGCUGGUGUGCAGCAAGCUGGGGUGUAAAACUACAGCACACUAAGGUGCUGUGCACCGAUUGUCCGUGCUAGUGCACACUACAGCUUCCUAGUGUGCUUUGACUGACUCCCCUUUUGGUAGCAUCUGAGGACUCCUUCAGUACGUUCGCCGCACAGUGCCAGUUCAGCUGUGGUCAUCCAGGCAGGACUCAUGGGAUGCUAUCACUAGAUUUCCACCGUGCAUAAAGUCUUGUUUCCUGAAUCAGGCAUAGGUGCUGGUGUUUUCAGAACAACCCCACAGCAGUCUCAUUUUGUGGUGCACAGAGCACCAACAAUGAAAUUUACUCCUGGGCUGAAGCCCAGCACAAGGUCCAUACAUCACUGGCAUCCAGUUUCAGUGGGGCAUAAGCCUGCGCUAAUUCACUGCAUAUGGAUGCAUUGGCAUCGUUGUGGAAAAUUAACCAUGUGUUGUGUUUGGAUCAGAACAACCUGAAGCUACCGUUAUUCAAGCAUGCGCAUGCAGGGAGAGUCAGCCAGCCUAGCUGCUCUACCCAAACAGGAAUACACAGAAGUUUAUCUAGCUUACAGGCAAUAUUCAAUUACUCACAUUUCCACAUUAGUAUUUUUCCAAACCUUGGCAGUCUAAUACCUUAUUAGGAAUAGAGCCAAAAACAAGCUUUUCCUGUUGUUGACAGGUUAUUCUUUUGCGGUUAACAGUUCUCCUAAUCCUAGCUGCUAUAGUUACAUUUCUUAAGCUGGGCUGUUGCAAUUGCUUUACAAUGGAAUUUUCCUCACUUUCUUCUCAUGCCUUCUGACCACAUACACCGUUAGCUUGACCAAAAAUUAGGCCUAUCCAAUUUUUCCUGUACAGCAUCCUUAUUAAUUGAUGAAAUUACAGGUCAACCCUCUCUUGCCUUGAAAAAAUGCAUCUUCUUGUGAGGCCAGUUGGCCCAGUAGAAAGACAGGUUUUGGUUGAAUGUGAGAUAAUUUGCUGUUUUCCUACUGUGGCUACUAUUUAAAUAUCAGCAUUAUGAAAGGAAAUACAGUGUAUCUGUAAUGUUAAAAGUUCUUCCCCAACUAGUUUACAGUUCACAAAGGAUUAGAUGCUUUUUAGAAUGCUAAUUCAUGAUUAAUAGGUUUUGUAGAAUACCCUAUUCCUUUCUUCAGUUAACUGGAAAAGGAAUUUAGCUCUAAAACCUUUACAGACUUUAUCAUGGGUACUUUUUACUUCGUGUUGGUAGGUUAUUGAAAAAGACAAUCCAUAGUAUUUUUACAUAAAAUGGGGAACACCCUCUUGCUGGUUGUGUUGUUACUUGCUAGUACACUUGUGGACACGUAAAUGGUAUUGUUUAGUUUCCUUUAAAAAAAAAGUAUUGUACUGUUCAUCAGAGCCUACAAAUUCAUAAGGCAUUAUAAAAUACUUGUGCUACCUGUCUUUGUCUUAGAUCUGGUUAAACAGGGAAGUUAAUUUUUUUUUCUCAGAAAAAUACAUUUGUACUGUUAAUUUAGGUAUCUUUAUCCAUUCCAUGCUUUUUUUUUUUUCAACUGGUCAUCGUAGGUAAUAAUGGAAAAUACAUAAUUAAGACACCACUGUUCCUUUAUAUUAUGAAAAUCUCAAACAUGCUUGGAUGAACAUUUUUGAAUCUGCUGUUUCCUUUGCUCCACUUGUUUAAGUUAUUCCAUUUAUGAACGAGGUCAAAGAAGAGUUUUUAGUAUUCCUUUUGUACAAAUUACACCCACUUCCACUACUGUAUUCAGUGAGAUUAACACUGCAAAUAAGUUUCUAUUCUUGUUUUUUGUUUGACAAAUUACUGUACGUAUGUACGUGAAAUUAUGCAAGAAUAAACCUAAUUUUUUUAACAAUGAA